AGUAACGUUAGCAGGGCAGGACCACAACUGUCAAGAGGGGGACGGACGUAGGAGUCCUACGAUAGCAGCCUGGUGAGACAAGAUAUCAUUGUUGUAGCACCUCUGCCUGUCGUCGAGUUAGGGCCAACCUCAUUGUUCAAACUUAAAACAUCCGCAGCUACCGAGUCGAUAGCCGCCUGCCUGGCUAUCCUGCCAGCCGGUCAGCCCUUGCUAGGAGCAAUAGCAGCUAACUUAGCUUAGCUGACGGCAGCCAGGCUACCCGGGAAGAGCUCGCAACAUGAGGCUGAAAGUCGGAUUCAUUUUACGGAGCUUGCUUGUAAUUGGGACGUUUCUUGGUUUGGUGGUGCUCUGGUCCUCUCUGUCACCGAAACCCAGCGACGAAAACCCCUUCGGAAAACGGGAUGACAGUCUGCUGCCCAAAGGAGACUUCGCAGAUCAGUUUAAGCCUGUGGUGCCCUGGCCUCAUGUGGAGGGGGUGGAGGUUGACCUCAACUCCAUCAGACUCAAACAUGGAGGAGCUGACCAUCCCCUGAACCCUGAGCAGCAGCAGCCCAACCAGAAGCAGGUGAUCCAGCAGCAGUAUGUGACAUUCAGACCCCACUCACAUGCCUACACCAGCCCCAUCCUGAAGAAAGGUAUCCUGGGAAACUUUGAGCCCAAGGAACCCGAGCCUCCAGGGGUCCUCAGCGGUCCUGGAGAGGGAGCGAAGCCUUUUAUCCUGGGUCCGGAGUACAAAGAUUCGGUCCAGGCUUCCAUCAAAGAGUUUGGCUUCAACAUGGUGGCCAGCGACAUGAUCUCACUGGACAGAACCAUCAGUGAUAUACGCCAUGAAGAGUGUAAGUACUGGUAUUAUGACGACAGACUGCUGACCUCCAGUGUGGUGAUAGUCUUCCAUAAUGAAGGCUGGUCUACUCUGAUGAGAACCGUCCACAGUGUCAUCAAGAGGACUCCCAGGAAGUACCUGGCUGAGAUUGUCAUGAUAGAUGACUACAGCAACAAAGUCCAUCUGAAGGAGCGCUUGGAGGAGUACAUCAAACAAUGGAACGGUCUCGUCAAACUCUUCAGAAAUGAGAAGAGAGAAGGACUGAUCCAGGCCAGGAGUAUAGGAGCCAAGAAGGCUGCUAAAGGACAGGUGCUGAUCUACCUGGACGCUCACUGUGAGGUUGGAAUCAACUGGUAUGCUCCACUGAUUGCUCCUAUUUCAAAAGACAGAACGGUGUGUACGGUGCCUCUGAUCGACUCCAUCCAUGGCCAGAAGUUCACCAUCGAGCCCCAGGGUGGAGGAGACCAGGACGGCUUUGCUAGAGGAGCGUGGGACUGGAGCAUGCUCUGGAAGAGAGUUCCUCUGGGUGACAGAGAAAAAGCACUCAGAAAAACUCAUACUGAGCCAUAUAGGUCUCCAGCCAUGGCAGGUGGUCUCUUUGCCAUAGAGAGAGAAUUCUUCUUUGAGCUGGGUCUGUAUGACCCCGGACUGCAGAUAUGGGGAGGAGAGAAUUUUGAAAUCUCAUACAAGAUCUGGCAGUGUGGCGGCCAACUUCUCUUCGUACCGUGUUCUCGUGUCGGCCAUAUUUACAGACUUCAGGGAUGGCAAGGGAACCCUCCACCUGCACAUGUUGGAUCCUCACCCACUCUGAAGAACUAUGUUCGUGUGGUGGAGGUAUGGUGGGAUGAAUAUAAGGACUACUUCUACGCCAGUCGCCCUGAAACUCUCACUCUGGCCUACGGAGACAUCAGUGAGCUCAAACGCUUCAGGGAGGAACAUCGAUGCAAGAGCUUCAAAUGGUUCAUGGAGGAAAUAGCGUACGACAUCCCCCUGCACUACCCUCUGCCUCCGAAAAAUGUGGAGUGGGGGGAGAUUCGCGGCUUUGAGACAAGUUACUGUAUUGACAGCAUGGGACACACCAAUGGAGGCAAUGUGGAAAUAGGACCGUGCCACAGGAUGGGGGGCAACCAGUUGUUCCGUAUCAAUGAAGCCAACCAGUUGAUGCAGUACGACCAGUGCCUGACCAGAGGAGUUGAUAAUUCAGCUGUCAUUAUCACACACUGUGACCAGAACCAGCACACUGAGUGGAAGUACUUCAAGGAUCUCCAUCGGUUCACUCAUGUGCAAACAGGGAAAUGUCUGGACCGCUCUGACCUGCUGCACAAAGUGUUCAUAUCAGACUGUGACACCAGUAAAACCACUCAGAAAUGGGAGAUGAACAACAUUGUGGCCGUAUGAAGACUAGAGGAGCAGCAGGAGCUGGGAGAGCAACACAGUGACUGUAUGAAGACAUACACACUGAUUAACACGCCAAGAAUCACAUCCAUACUAUAAGUUUACAGGUCUGUCGAGCUGACACUGUCCUUUUGAAGAAAAACUGUUGUCAUGAGCCAGUCAUUGUCAGAGAGUCUACUAUUCACAGCUUCAACCCAAAACUGCUGCCACCAGCCAAAAUAUGCCUCAGUCAAACUUUAGACCACAUGUUCAUCCAUGAUACAGACACACAGAUACUCUAGGUGGCAGAAGAGCUGGUGAUGUGGAGGCUGAAGCUGCUGGUUCACUGAACUGAAAACAUGUUGGGCUCUGUCUCUGUCUCGGUCCUUCAUGAUGCUCGUGUUUACACUAUGUCUCUAUCUGUUCUUUUGGGCUCUCAGGUCUUUUCUAAACCACUCGAUGAUUUAUGAAAUUAAUCAUAUUAAUUCUAACUAUUGAACAGUCUUGCUCUUAUUAGACUUUUUCAAUCAACAGCUAGCCAAACUGAUUAGCUCACUUACCAAAGAGUCUUUUUUUUUUUUUUUUUGGUGGAAGAUUCAAUCACAUCAUCAGUGUGUUUAACCAGGUGUUUGUACAUACACAUCAUCCUUGGCAUCAUCCUUGCUUUUGUAUGAAAGGCAGGUUUGGAUGGCUUUCAAGCUGGAACAAUAUGUCAAACAGGAUGUCAGAAACAAAGCAUUUAAUAGAAAUAUCAAAGGAGGAAACUCAGGUGAGCAGAAUCUGUUCAAUAGACUGGGAAAUUAGUAAUCAGCUCCACAUUUUUAAAAGUUUUGAAACAAAAAUUUGAUUGUGUUGACUUGGUGGCAUCAUGCUGAUGUGUGAAGGAGGAUAUAAACAAUCAACAUGUGGAAGUGAAAAACUGUCCUGUUUCAUCAGCUGCUUCUAAAAGAGCCAACAGGCUGGCAUCAGCAUGUCGAUGAGACCACAUCAGCCUUCCCCUGUGGAGAGAGAGCUAAUUAAAGCUCCUGUAGGCAAACGCUGAACAGGCCAAACAAGAUUCUGACAUUGAAUUGUAUUUGUUUUUUUCUUCACAUUUGCACUCCAGAGUCUGUGAACAGCAUUUUUAGCAUCCCCUGUGGAAGAGGCACGUCUAGGUCGAAGCUAACACAGUAAUCUGACAGGUUAAUGAAUAAGAAGCGCAUCAAAAGAAAACUACAUAAUGAAAACAGAGCAGCAGACGCUGGUUUACUCCUACAUGAAGCUUCACAGAGCACUCCUUUCUCUAAAACACCUGAAGGUCCCUCCCCACAUGAAAACCAGCAGUGGUCCAUCCCUCAGAGAAUAUGCUUUCAAAUCCACACUAGUAAAACUUGAGUAAAAGUAACCCGCACACUGUAUUUAUUUAGUUAACUUUGAUUGGCCAUUUGCUUCUGUUGAUUUCUGUUGGCUUGAAUGAAUUUUCAUCAGCUCCUACAGACACUGAGAUGCUUUAGAGGAGAGCACAUCAAUAUGAUGGACUGAGCACUUCUGACCUGCCUGCCUUCCUCACAGUCUUGAUGACUAAUUUAGUAGCUGACCAGUUGACUGUGACUUAGUAACUGCCUGUCUGAAAAGGAAAAAAUAAAAAUAAAACACACACACAGGGUUUUUGGGUUGGGGAAUGAUGCCAGUGAGCAAUGCUUAUGGUGGGGAAUACAACAAAGGAAAAAAAAAUGUGACUCCUUUUUUUGUUUGUUUUUGCAAGGGAAAGAGGGUUUUGGUGUACAGAUCAUCAUGUAUGCAAUGUUUUGUACAAUGUAAAUAGAUUUCUUUCUAAAGACGAUCGUGAUGCAUUUUGUGAAGGGCCUUGAAUGAUGUUGUAAAUAUCUAACUUAUAGCAGAGAUUUAAUAAUAUGGGCUAAACAUUGGGUGACUGAGAAAAUAAAAGACCUGAUUUUUACUA
This is a messenger RNA of Seriola dumerili (greater amberjack), 4139 nucleotides long. It is a transcript of the gene galnt7, whose product is annotated as polypeptide N-acetylgalactosaminyltransferase 7. The transcript has 15 exons. Lineage: Eukaryota; Metazoa; Chordata; Actinopteri; Carangiformes; Carangidae. The record is from RefSeq and is a predicted model, not a curated record. The coding region runs from base 278 to 2221 and encodes 647 amino acids. Gene Ontology annotation, cellular component: Golgi apparatus.